AUGACUUUGGCUGAAAACCACUUGAGUAGAAAAGGUUCAAGUAAAGCAACAGUUCGUCAUCUGUAUCGUAAUAAACCUACUCACCAUCCAACAAUUAGCAAAGCCUUAGAAACAGGAAUCAUGGAGAAAUAUCUUAAAGACAACAAUGGUGAUCCGGGUUUAAGCAUCAAUAACAAAAUAGAUGGAUUAUUCUUUAUGGCAACACCAAAAACAACAUCGGGACAAAUACCAGAUGAGAGUUUUUUCGGCAACUAUAGAAUAAUGAUCCCACCUGACUAUCUUGUCCAGGGUUGUAAUCUUUACUUUGCUGAUUUCACUUGUUUAACUGGAAAAUCUCACUACAUCACUCUAGUUUUAACUAAAGUUAAUAGUAAAGAGGAUAGAUAUUGUCGCUAUAGAUUAGUUCAACUUGAUUUUGAUGAUAAUCCAUUUUUCUACAAGGAACGUGGUGUAUUUUAUGUUCCCCUUGCACACUAUUUACAUGUUGAAAUAUUAUACACUGAAAAUGUGGAUCUGGUUGAACUGAUGAUGUUAAGUCGACAUGGUUCACUAGAUUUUAGACAAUAUAUUUUACAGGAUCACUUAGUAAGAGGUGCUAGUAGACCGGGAGGGAAACCCAAACCAUCUAAUUGUAGUGUAUGUAAUUUGUCACCAUUUCCCGAAAAACAUUCUAUUUUUUUAUAG
Lottia gigantea (owl limpet) is the source of this 684-nucleotide messenger RNA. RefSeq lists its product as hypothetical. The record is from RefSeq and is a predicted model, not a curated record. NCBI's taxonomy places the organism in Eukaryota, Metazoa, Mollusca, Gastropoda, Lottiidae. The transcript has a single exon. The coding region runs from base 1 to 684 and encodes 227 amino acids.